AGGUUGAUUGAUAAUAUCAAUACUUUUUGAAUGCAACCCAAAUGUUAUAUUUAACUACAACCCUUUAUUCUGCUCAUUGUAAUGCUCCUUGGUUUCAUUCAUGGUAUAGUCCUCCUAAUAGAACUAGAAUAAAAAAUAUUGUUGAUACUGUUCAGAUUAUAAUGUCUGAAGUUUUAAAAAUAAUUACAAUUGGUAGAAUUAGUGCAAUUUCUACAUCAAAAAUUAAAAAGAUUACUGCGAUUAGGAAGAAUCGUAUUGAGAAUGGUAUUCGUGCUGAUCUUUUUGGAUCAAACCCACAUUCAAAUGGUGAUCUUUUUUCUCGAUCAUUAAUUAAUUUUUUUGAUAGUGUUGUUGCCAGGAUUAUAACAAUUAUUGGAAUAAUAAAUCUAAUGAAAACUCUUGUUGAUAGAAUUAGAAUUGUUUUUCUUGAUUUAUAUCAAGCUUUCUGUUUGGAAGUCAAAUGUACUAUUUAUACUAGAAAAACAAUUAUCUACCUCAUCAAUAAAUAGAGAUAUAUAAGAAUAAUCAUACUACGUCUACGAAGUGUCAGUAUCAUGCUGCUGCUUCAAAUCCAAAGUGAUGUCUUGGUGAAAAUUGAUUUAUUGAGUGUCGAAGUAGACAUGUUGAUAAAAAGAUUGUUCCAAUAAUUACGUGUAAACCAUGGAAUCCUGUUGCAACAAAGAAUGUUGAUCCAUAAACUGCAUCUGCAAUGGUAAAAGGUGCUUCUCAAUAUUCAUAUGCUUGAAGUAUUGUAAAGUAUAGUCCUAAUAACACUGUGAAGAAUAAUCCUUGUAGUGCUUGAGUAUGAUUAGAUUCCAUUAAACUAUGAUGUGCUCAUGUUACUGUUACUCCUGAUGCUAAAAGAAUAGCUGUAUUAAGUAAUGGAAUUUGUAUAGGGUUAAAGGGUUGAAUUCCUAUUGGAGGUCAUAGUAUUCCUAGUUCAAUUGUUGGUGCUAAUCUUCUUCUAAAGAAUGCUCAAAAAAAGAAACGAAAAAUAAUACCUCUGAUGCAAUAAAUAAAAUUAUUCCUCAUCGUAAUCCAAUUGAUACAAAUCCUGUAUGUAAUCCUUGAUAUGUUCCUUCUCGUACUACAUCUCGU
Messenger RNA from Schistocerca gregaria, 1098 nucleotides. RefSeq lists its product as uncharacterized. The record is from RefSeq and is a predicted model, not a curated record. NCBI's taxonomy places the organism in Eukaryota, Metazoa, Arthropoda, Insecta, Orthoptera, Acrididae. The transcript has a single exon. Bases 42 to 509 code for a protein of 155 amino acids.